AAAUAAGCGGCGUGGGCUGUCUUCUCAAUGGAAUCAGGUACAACAACGGGGAGAGCUUCCAGCCCAAUUGCAAAUAUAACUGCACCUGCAUCAACGGGGAUGUGGGUUGCAUCCCCCUGUGUACUGACUCCAAGCCACCCCUCGUUUGGUGCCCAAACCCGAAGCAGAUUAAGGUCAAGGGCGAAUGCUGUGAAGAAUGGGCCUGCGACUAUUCAAAGAAACCCAGGAAGACAUCGGCACGACAUAUCUCUUCGGCAGGUAAGCCUGGGAAGAAAUGCUUGGCAGUGUACAGAGAGGAGGCUCCCAUGAACUAUACGCUCUCUGGGUGCACAAGUAAGAUCCGCUACAGGCCCAAGUACUGCGGCCUGUGCCUGGAUGAGCGUUGCUGCAGCCCGUACAAAUCAAAGACCAUUGAAGUCAACUUCCACUGUCCGGAUGGGACUGACUUUUCCAGGAAAAUCAUGUGGAUCAAUGCCUGUUUCUGCAACCUGAGUUGCAAGAACCCCAAUGACAUCUUUGCUGACUUAGCUCAUUUUCACGAUUACUCUGAAAUUGCUAAUUAA
Molecule: messenger RNA, 563 nt
Organism: Thamnophis sirtalis
Lineage: Eukaryota; Metazoa; Chordata; Lepidosauria; Squamata; Natricidae
Source: RefSeq, a predicted model, not a curated record